UCUCUCUCUCUCUCUCUCUCUCUCUCUCUCUCUCUCUCUCGCUUGAGGCAGAAAUUAGGGUUUGGGAAAAUGGCACCAGACAAGGGCAAGAAAUCCAAGGUUGCAGAAAGAGGAGAUGAAGAUGAUUCAGAUCACAUCGACGGAGAGCUCGUUCUCUCCAUUGAGAAGCUUCAAGAAAUCCAAGACGACCUUGAAAAGAUCAAUGAGGAAGCAAGCGAUGAAGUGCUGGAAGUGGAGCAGAAGUACAAUGAGAUACGCAGGCCCGUCUAUACCAGAUGGAAUGAUAUCAUUCAUUCCAUUCCUGAUUUUUGGUUAACUGCGUUUUUGAGCUACCCUGCAUUCUGUGAUCUUCUAAACGAGGAUGACCAGAAGGUUUUCAGGUACUUACAUUCUCUGGAUGUUGAGGAUUUCAAAGACGUUAAAUCGGGGUAUUCCAUUACGCUUAACUUCUAUCCUAACCCUUAUUUUGAAGAUACAAAGCUUACAAAGACGUUUUCCUUCUCUGAUGAUGGAACUACAAAGAUAACUGGUACUGCAAUCAAGUGGAAGGAGGGUAUGGAUAUUGCUAAUGGUGUUGAUCAUGCGAAAAAAGGGAGCAAGCGGCCCUUUCAUGAUGAAAGUUUCUUUAGCUGGUUUAGUGAAGUUCAACAGAAAGAUCUUUCAGAAGGGUUUCAUGAUGAGGUAGCAGAGAUAAUUAAGAAAGAUCUUCACUUUUUCCCCCCUUUUCUGCUGGAAAUCUGUUGAUUUUAUGAUUUUUUAUAGCAUUUUUAUGGUUGCAGAUUUUUUCCUUUUUUAACUCGAUUUGAUGUUGAUUUCAUCAGAUUUGAUGGUUUACUUCCGAAAUUCUCUGUUGUCGGGUUCUGUUCAAAGUCCUGUGGUGAUUUGAGAGGAAUGGAUGACAGGAUGGUCUCCUCCCUCGAUAACCUGCAGAAUCCGGACAACAUCUCUUACCUCUCACACAGAGAGGCUUCCGAGACUGACAAGAUACUCAUGGGCCCUCUCAACUUCAGUGUUGAUCAGCAGAUGGAGCUAAUAGGCUUGAAUAUCGUAAUGUCAAUAGUAGAGGCCGAGUCUAUUUAAAUAUUAUCUAAUUAAUUACUUGUCGUGAUAUUUCUGAGCACUUAUUUGUUACUUUUCAUUCUUCUUGAAGCUAAUAAUUUAGUGUAAAACAAAAGA
Molecule: messenger RNA, 1176 nt
Organism: Magnolia sinica
Lineage: Eukaryota; Viridiplantae; Streptophyta; Magnoliopsida; Magnoliales; Magnoliaceae
Product: NAP1-related protein 1-like
Exons: 2
Coding region: 70-744 (224 amino acids)
Biological process (GO): nucleosome assembly
Cellular component (GO): nucleus; chromatin
Molecular function (GO): chromatin binding; histone binding
Source: RefSeq, a predicted model, not a curated record